Molecule: messenger RNA, 7863 nt
Organism: Stegodyphus dumicola
Lineage: Eukaryota; Metazoa; Arthropoda; Arachnida; Araneae; Eresidae
Product: VWFA and cache domain-containing protein 1
Cellular component (GO): voltage-gated calcium channel complex
Molecular function (GO): voltage-gated calcium channel activity
Source: RefSeq, a predicted model, not a curated record
AUAAGUAAUAAACUCAGCAGAAAAAUAAAGGAAUAUGUUUCAGUUGUUGAAAAAAACAAACAGUAUAUAGAAAGUGUUUUCAGUGCACAGAAGUUCCUUUUUGACCUUACAAAUUCUGCUUGCUGCCAUAUCAACCCUGAAUUAUUAAGUUAUAAUGAACAUUUUGGAAUUGAUGUAACACUAGAGAAAGGUUGUAUCACUUAUCCAUAUUCUCAUUCACCAGCUGGGUUGUAUAUAGGGAAAAAUUUAUCAUCAGCAUUUAAAUUGCAUUUUAAAAAAGUGCCAUCCAUUAUGUGGCAGUAUUACAUUUCAUCCGAUGGAGCUCAUUUUGAAUAUCCAGCAUUUCGGCUUGGUUUUAAUGAAAAUUGUGAUCACAAGACUAAUCGACACAGGCAAAUUUAUCAAGAUACUGUGAAAUCGAAGACAAAGCAUGUGAUUAUUGUGAUUGAUCAGGGUAAUUCUCUUAGUCUGUUUCAAUUUGGAAGUGCCAAAAUUAUAGGCAAACAUAUACUGUCACUGCUGUCUUCCCAUGAUAAAGUUAUCAUAUUUGGUUUAGCAUCAGAUAUUCAGUAUGCACAAGGAAAUAGUUGUUCAGCACACAAUCUCUUGUAUGCUACCACUGAAACAAAACUGGAACUUUCAAGAUUUUUUGAUAACUUGACUAGAAAACCUAAUUCUACAGAUCAUAUCCUUGGCUUUCGAAAUAUUUAUGAAAUUAUUCGUAAAAUUGAUAAUAAUAAUCAUUCUAUGCAAAAUGAAAUACUUGUAGCUUACAUAAGCAGAGGUUUACUUUCAUCCUUGAUUGAUGCAAAGCAAGUUUUGGAAAUCAUAGCUGAUGGGAACCAAAUAUCAAAAAGUCGUAUCAUUAUAAAUACUUAUGCAUUGAUUGAUGAUGAAAGACCUGUAAUGUAUGAAACGGAUUUCAUGCAAGAUAUUGCUGAACAAAAUUUUAGAAAAUAUGGCAUUCAUGUCAAGAAGAGUAAAAAAUCUCAGCGAGGAAUUAUGAUACCUGUUAAUUCAACUAGAGAUAUUAUUUCUACAAUUGGUGAUAUAUUUAAAGAAUUUCCUGAUCAUCUCUCAUCAAAACCUGUUUUUUCUCUUCCGUAUUUUGAUUCAGUGAGCAAAGGUAUGGUUGUGAGUAUAUCUCAGCAAAUAUUCCACCAAGGGAAUCUUAUGGGAAUUACAGGAAUCGAUAUAUCACUUACUGAUAUUACGGAAGAUGUUUCCUAUUUCACCAAUACAGAGCAGUUUUAUGUCUUCCUUAUAGAUGAUUCAGGUAUUGCUCUUACACAUCCAACAUUUAGUCAUCCAACUUAUACAAGCUGGCAUCAUGUUCACACAUACAUAUGGCAUCUUGAGAAUAUACCAGAAUUCUACAGCAUUUACAAAUCUAUUCUCAGAGAACCUAGUGGUAAAGUGGUAUUACCUUUAAAAGUGUCUCCAAAACCAAAGAAAAGUGGUGAUGGUGAAGAUGAAAAGGUUGCAAUUUAUGAAUGGAAGAAAGUUGAAGGAACACCAUAUAUUGUAUGUGUAGUAGUAAUAGAGCCAACCAAAAUAAGGAAAUUUCUUAGCAACUCAAUAACUUCAGAAAGCACAAACUUCACUUAUCAUCGCCUUGAUUUAUUGCCAUCAUCAAAUAUAUGUAGGCAUAUGAAGCAAUUAUCUUCUCUAGGGAACACAGCCCUGUUUCUGUCUGCAUCGUGUUUCACUUCACCUUAUAAAUACUUAAUGGAUGAAGAAUCAUUGCAGAUGGUUUAUAAUUAUAUGGCAUAUCUAAAGGAUCGAACAGGGCUCAUAGCAAACCCAGGACUGAAGCCUGGGGUGCGUAGUGAAGUUCUUGCUUUAUCACAAAUUACUUCUACCUGGAAAACUGCAGCUGAACAUAAAGAGUUCUCCAAUUAUAUUGUUCGCAGGUUUAUUGCUACAUGUAAUGGUGUUUUUCAAGUUUAUCCAGCAACAUUAAUUGAUAAAUCUUAUGAUCCAACUCGCCGUGAUUGGUACAUUAGAGCUUUAGAGCACCCGGGGAAAAUCAUUUUGACAGCACCUUAUCUAGAUGUUGGAGGAGCGGGCUAUGUUAUAACACUGAGCCAUACAAUAUUUGAGGGAAAACCUGCUGCUAUGCAUAGCUCCACAGAUAAUGUGGUUGCAGUCAUGGGAAUGGAUUUUACAUUUGGCUAUUUUCAUAAGUUCCUACAUGAAAAGAUUCCUAUUUGCAGGCAUGAUACAGUAAUAUGUUUCUUGUUGGAUGACAAAGGUUACCUUGUAUCUCAUCCAGAUUUGAUUGAUCCGAGUGGACGUGGACCAGUUGAACAGCAACAUAUUACACACAAAGAACCUCUUGUUGCAAAUGAUCUUCUCAAUCAUCGGGAAUUCGUUUCCAAAAACGUUUGCAAUAGCUAUAGUGAUAGAACAAUCCAGAGGUAUUAUCAGCUCAACAUGAGUUUGGACACAGUUCUCACAAAUGCUGUCCAUGGAGAACAGUGCACUAAGUAUCAUGUAAUUCAUAUUUAUGGUACCAACAUUUUUCUUGGAAUAGUUAAUCAGACGUGUGAUGGAAUAACAGCAUUUUGUCCAUGCAGCAUGACUGACAGGGAGUGUCUGAAUUGUCAUCGUAUGGAGCCCACAGAAUGUGAAUGUCCCUGUGAAUGCCCUCUUAAAAUGGAUUUGUGUACUGGUCAAUUAAUUAAUGAAAGCAAUCGGUAUCCAACAUGUCCUUAUUUUCCUGAGCUGCCUAACUUGCCUGUUGUUGAUACAAAUAUUUUAGAAACAUUGCAGCCAUGUUAUGAGCACCAUUGUUCAUUGCGAACUGAAUUAAGUGAUUGUUUUGGAAUCCUGGGUUGUGAAUGGUGUCAACUUGAAUCAGACGGUGUUACGCCUCUGAAAACAAAAUUUUGCACUGAACAAAGAAAAUGUUUUGGAGGAGUUUUAGGUGCCAGGACACCUUAUGCUGAUGAAAUUAUCGAGCAUUUGCCAGAAGGUGAAUUCCUCAGAAUAAAAAGUACACCCGUCGGACCUGUUGCUGGAGGCUUAAUUAUAUUAUUCCUUGCAAUUGCACUUGGAGUUUACUGUUAUCGCCAUCAUGUUCUAAGAAGUAAUUCGUCUCAUUUUGGAUCAUCGUCUCCAGAUUCAAAUUUCAGGAUGGCUCAACUUAAUAAUGAGCCUGAUGAACUAGAACCAUACCAAGAGCCAAUUAAUUCAGUUCCUCCGAUGUGUCAACUACUGCCUAACAUGGAUAAUAUUGCAAUAUCACCGUAUCGUGUUCCUACAAAUUACAGAAGACCACCAGGUGGUGAUAGUGAUCAUGGUUACAGCACAAUGACACCACAUGAAGACUCAGAAUUGACUCCAUACUUUGAACCUCUAUUAAAUGGAAAAGACAGGCUCAUCAAUCCAACAUCUCAACACUCAUUCAGUAGUGGUAGUCGUACUUCUUCACCAGUUUCUUGUGUGCCGUCCGCAGCAUGUUCCAUAUCACCGUCAGUUAUGAAAAUGGAAUGCACAGGGCCAUCAUGGAUGCCACGCAAAGUGUUAGCACAAGUGCAAGUGCACUCAGAAAAUGUAGAUUAAUCCAAUUUGUAAUAUAUGUUCUGUAAAUAUGUAUAUUAGUGACUUUGUUCCUGCAUUUAUGUAACAUGCUGGUUAUGUUACAUAGAUAAUCAUGCCACAAUAUUCAGUUCAUAUGUAAUUGUUUAUGUUUCUCUUUUUUAAUAAUAAUCAGGAUUGCUUACCUAAGAUGUGUAUAUGAAUUAUUUAAAUUAUUUACCUGACUUUGUUAUAAAUCAUAUUUCAAUAUGUGAGGUGUUUUAUAUUAUAAAUAUUGUUCGCUGCCAUACACCAUAUGCAGAAGGAUUGUCAUCUCACUAAACAAAUUCAUCAUUAUUUAAACACAUUUUUAUUUCUUUAUUUAAUUACUUUGUAAACAUUUAGUUCAUUUGUUAGGAGUCUCAUCUUUUCCUCAAAGAAUGGAGUCCAUGCCAGAUCUUUUCUCAAAUUGCAAAAAGCAUUAAAUUCAUGAACAUUAAUGUGAGAUGGGAUUCGCCCAAUAUGUUGCUUCCUAUAAUCUGUAAUUAUCUUACAUAAUAGUAGUAGUUAUGGUGGAUUAAUGUUCUUUUCUUAUGAAAUUACUCAAUAGUAUUCAUGAAUAAUUUUAAAUGAGCAAUUCAUUAUUUUGAAUACUAAAUUUCGAAUGUAAUAGUAAAAUACCAAAUAGUAUUUUAAAUCUGAAAGUAUUACUAUUCAAUGUUGCCAUAUCCAUGGUUUAUAUGUUCCAGGACUUAGCAUGGCUGUAUGCAACUAUAGAUAAUAAAGAAUGUGAUUUUAAACAUAUUGUUUGUGCAGCAUGUCUAAUAUGGUGUAGUUUAAUUGUUGCAUUAAAGCAUAAUAAGAAAUUUAUAAUUUUACUUAUAAUAAUUAUAAAGUAUACUAUGCAGAUUUCGACAUAUUUCUCUACAAAUUAAAAUAAUGCAACAUACAUUAAACACUAUUCUAUACUGUUUUCCGCCUUUUUUCUUGUACAUAUGAAAUGAAGAGUUUCUAUCAUUUCAGCUUAAUCUUCAAACAGAGCAGUGAAUAAGUGCAAUACCUCUAGUAUACAAUAUAAUGUACCAUUUCAUGGCAAAAUAAAAAUAACACAUAUGAGUAUAGAAACAAAAAAAAAAAAAAAAAAAAAAAAGAGUUUGUCUGUUUAUAUGCAAAAGCAGUAUCUGUUUACAUGCAUCUAGCAAAUAUUUAAGCUAACAAGAGCAUCUAAAGUGUGACCUGUAUUCUUAAACAAGCACACAAGUUCUGUUCAAAUUAUUUUUGGUAUGUUUUUAUGACAGUACUCCAUCAUAAAUAUACUUUGUGAAAGUUGAUAACUGUUUGGAACUAUAGAAAUUUUCAUACGGGUGCCGCAGCAUAAACAUGCCUGCACCUUUAUUCAGAACAGCUUCUAACAUGUAAAAAGCAAACCUUCACAAACAUGCAUGUUCCUUUUUUUAUACUGGGGCCACUGCUAUGCAAGUAGGAUUUUAGUUUGCUACUUUGAUUAUCAAAGCAACCAAAAAUUCGAUUUGCAUGCUCAUUCUCUGGCUUAAAGUCACCUUUAUGAAGGUUUGUUUUUUGUAAGUUAGAAGCUAAUCUGUAUUUGGGUGUGGGCAAGUUUAUGCUGGGCUACUCAUAUGAAAAUUUGUCUCUCUAAAUAGUAAGUAUGUAAAAGUGAGAGCAUCUUUAUGAUGGGUGUUAUUAUGAAGGGAGUCCCAUGUGUGUGUGUGUGUGUGUGUGUGUUAUAUAUAUGUAUAUAAUAUGGGUACAUUUCCCCAAAAGACAAAUAUUCAUAGUGAAUGUUGUUGUGGGAAGUCAAUGCUGAACAUGUUUAAAUUUCUAUUUAUCAUUAUACUAAUGCCAGAUCUUAUUCUGAAAUGUGUUCUUCCCUUCUCUAAGUAAGCCAUGGAUACUGAAUCAGCAGCUGCUGUUUUGCAGGCAUGAAAAUAAGUAUAAAUUUGUGUUUUAAAUACUCAUUUUUACAAAACAUUUGUACACUAAAUGCAAAGGUAGUACUUAUUUACAUUCAAGACUCAAACUAUGUUAAAAUUUUAAAAUUGAUUUAAAAAAUGCUUAUUCAUAUCAAAAGUAAAGAAGUGAAUUAAUCUGGUUUUGUGAUGCAUUUGGCAGCCAGCUUGUAAUCAAGGAUUGAACACGGUCAGACCCGCUGUAUUCAGUUGUCUGAACCACUCGGCCAUUCCAUAAGAUAUAAUAAUUUAAAAUACUUGCAGAAUUAAUAUUUUAACUGUGGAUUUUUUUAAACAAAUGUAUAUUUAUUCAGCCAAAGAAAUCAGUAAAUUAUUCCAGUGGAUUUUAAUAGUACAAAUGUUAAGCAAGUUGUUUUAUAUUUAUUUGGUAUUGAGUAUAAAAGAGAAAAAUUGUAUGUGGUCUGUGAAAAGAAUAAAAGUUUCAGAGAUCUGUUGUUGAUCUCUUUCAGAGAUGAUAUGUGGAUUGAAAGUAAUUUUAUUUAAUUCUAUUGCUCAGAAACAUUAUUUGCAUUUGCUUUGGUUAUGCACAUGAAGCAUCACUCGACAAUAAAUACUUACCAAUUCAAAUUUUUAAUGGUCAAGAAUUAAGUCUUCCUAACUUUAUGGUGUCCUGCAGUUUGACUGAAAACAUCAUUUGAAUUUUAUAAAGAUAUAAUCUCAAUUUCUUAUGCAUGAUGUCAUAUACAACUAAUUUAGAGAGAUCCAACUGUUGACUUUUACAAUUAAAUGGACUGUUGAAGAUAAAACAAUUUGAAUAGGCAAGUAUUUAUAAUCCAUUUCUCCCCACCCCUGUGUACAUUGCAAAAACAUGUAUACAUAAUCUUUUCUUGGUAACUGAAUUGAAUAAAAGCACUUUUAAUCCAUUAUACCUAAUACAUAUUUCAUAAAGCCCUCAUAAAAGUAUCUGUCAUUUUUUUGCAGACCCUUUAUAUGUUUAUAAACAUCUCAAACUACUGAUUAAAUAUUACAAAUUUUUCAAAAUAGUAUGUUUCAUUAAUUGUGUGGGUGACAUAAGUGUCAAAUUUUUACACAAUUAAAAAAAAUCAUCUGAUAGUGGCAUCAAAACUUUAUCUUACACUGAAUACAGUUACUGCAAAUUUAUUAUUAUAAAUUAUUAUUUCUUAUUGGUUUUUGUAACAAAGACUGCAAAGCUAAAUUAGGGUUUUUUUUUUCAGCUUAGGUAACAAUUUAGCCAUAUAUUAUCAUAUAAUAAUGCACAUCUUUUAUAUAUCUGAUUUGUGUGGUAAUGUUUUUUUAGAAAUGUGUAAGAUAGAUAACAUUACUAUGAUGGCAGUGCUCUCCAUGAUGUGUUCAUCUGUAACCAAUUUUAACAGUUUAUAUUGUGUGGCAGCUAUCUGUUAUUGUUAUCAUUUGUAUAUAUGGCAAAAUGAAAUGACUCAAGCCAAGUAUGCAUUGUCAUUGUUAAAAACUGUUAUGAUGGGUUUUAUUGUUCAUAUGUUAAAUCAUAGCAUUUUAUAAUACAAUAUAAAUUCUGUAGAUAUGUCGCAUGCAAACUAUGCAUAAUACUUAAUAGUUAUUAUGUCUUUAUUUAUGUCUGUAUAAUGUUUAAAGCAGAGUUAUGUGUCAAAACGUACUACCGAGUAUCCAUGCAAUUUCUGCCAUGUAUGUUAUACAUUAACUAUGCAAUUAGAAGUGUAAUUAUGCUUUAUAAAAAUGCCUUGCUGAAACCUGCAAUUAAAUGAAUGAUAUCAAAUGAUCUUUAUAAUUGUUACUGCUUACAGUGCACAGGGAUUAUUCAGAUUAUACUAGGUUUACAAUUUGUAAAUACAUUAAACUUUAUAUUUAUAUAUAUAUUGAUUUCAUAUGCCAUCUUAUUUGUGUCAGGUAACAUCAGGCUUAAAAUUGUGAUCUGAUUACGUAGAGAUUUUAAUCAAUUUUUAAAUUAUCCUAAAGUUUAGUGUGAAAUUAUCUAUGCAUUUAAAUCAAAGCCUAGCAUUAACUAGAGUAAAGUAUUUAAUUCUUUUUUAAAUAUGUUAUUAUAAUUUAUGUUUUAAGUUGUUUAAUUUUCUACAGUAUCAGUAUUAGUACCUUGAAAUAUCAAUAGUCUUUUUUUUCCUAAAUCUUAUUUAAAUAUUUUUUAAGUAGCUAAAGUUGUAUUUUGUUUUUAAGCAUAUAAUAAGCAUAAAAUAUAUGUUUUUGUUAUAAUUUAGUUUAAGUGAAGGUGAGUUUAAUCUAGUAUAUCUUGUUGCAUUCUUUCCACUGAUUGUGAAUAAAAGACAAUUUAUAUAUAAUAUUUGCAGAAUCAUAUAAUCAUAUAGAAAAAUUAACUGUGUUAUUUCUAGCUCUUUAAUUUUAUAAUUGCCUUACUAUUUGAAUAAAAGAAUUUUAGCUA